Microthlaspi erraticum is the source of this 495-nucleotide messenger RNA. NCBI's taxonomy places the organism in Eukaryota, Viridiplantae, Streptophyta, Magnoliopsida, Brassicales, Brassicaceae. The record is from the annotation of a GenBank genome assembly.
AUGGGUUCCAAUAGUCCCUCGAGCUUUCCUAGAUCCUUCACAUACCUCAUGAACCAAACCGAUACACCUCAAACACCUCCGUUUUGUACCCAAUCACCUUCGUUUAGUACCCAAACACCUCUCUUUGGUACCCAAACUCCUCUGUUUAGUACACAGACACCUCUCUUCGGUGACCAAACUCCUCUCUUUAGUACCCAAACUAGCUCCACAGCAGAUGACGCUGAUGGUGUAGAUGAGAGCUCACCAUUGCCUACACGGGAAGCGAGAAGAAGAUGGACAAACGCAGAAGAUGGGGCGCUGGUGACCGCGUGGUUAAACACCAGCAAAGAUGGCGUCAUUGCAAAUGAAGAGAAAGCUCGCGUUUUGGAAACGGGUUUGCAACUACUAUCAUGGGUGUACUGCGGUGAAGGACUUCCCUCCUCGCAUGUGGAAUACUUGCAAGCAGAGAUGGACGAAAAUAAACAAAGAAGUGCAGUUGUUUUGCGGAUGCUUUGA